This is a messenger RNA of Pseudovirgaria hyperparasitica, 4757 nucleotides long. RefSeq lists its product as uncharacterized. Gene Ontology annotation, molecular function: guanyl-nucleotide exchange factor activity. The transcript has 2 exons. The record is from RefSeq and is a predicted model, not a curated record. Gene Ontology annotation, biological process: regulation of ARF protein signal transduction. NCBI's taxonomy places the organism in Eukaryota, Fungi, Ascomycota, Dothideomycetes, Acrospermales, Acrospermaceae. The coding region runs from base 337 to 4542 and encodes 1401 amino acids.
GUUCUUCAUUAAUAUCACCCCCAGACGACACUCGCUUCUCCUCCAUUGCGUCCACAUUCUACGUCGCUACUUGUUCGUUUAUCGACCCCUCAGCUCUUGUCUCUAUUGCGUCGCGGGUCCCGCCGAACCACUGCUCGCUCUCCACAUCAGCCCUACUAGCCCUUCCUUCACACGACACCGCACGACACGUACGAUCAGGAACGUCUCUCUGUACCGCCCUUGACCGCUUCUGCUACUCGUACGCGCUCCAUCGCAUCAUUAGAAAGUUGUGGAACAUGUCUGGAAUAUCGCGCGCGCACAUACUCUAGAUGAUCUGCCCAUACCCAUCACACUGCAAUGCCUCUCAAGGGCCUCAAGACGAAUCGGAGCGACAGAGAACCCAACCGACGAAGCACUGUAAACCUUUCCAGGAGUAAUGAAUUGGUCGCUGACGGUUCCAAUUUUGAUCGUGCUGCCUCGACGGACGACAGAUACCUCGAUGCAGAGGAUGUGCCUCGUUGGUCCAUCUCACAGGACGAAAGACCACCAUCUCCUCCAAUCCAACAGUCCACGCCCAAGACCCAGAGAUUUAGUAUGCUCCGGUUCAGACAUGCCUCGGACUCACAAUUGUCUAUAAAGGCAAAAGAGCAGGCUAAAGGCACGCCACCGGUGCCAUCCAUACCACCAGCCCCUCAAAUAAUCACUACAGCCCCAACUGUCGAAGAAAGCAUGGAGGAAAAGGCGCCGAAGAAAAGAGGUAGAUUUGCCAACAUGGCUCGAAGGCGGUUGUCAUUUGAUCCCGACUCUGUCGAACGGCCACAUGGCGUCACUCGAAAAUCUAUGGACAAACUGCGCAUAAGUACGGACAAUCGAAGAAGUGUGUUUGGAAGUCUGCGCGGCGCGAACAGUUCCAAGAUCAGCUUAGAUGAUCGCAUCAAACCGACUGCAGGAAACUCGAAGUCGAGCGCUCUGGGCCAACACAAAGGUCAUGUUACUACGCUUGCACCUCCUGCUCGCAUUUCCGAUUCAUCACGCUCAGAUGGAAGCUCGGGCUCCGCAGAACACAUCACCUUCGCUGAACCAUCACGGCAGCAACCUCAACACUCUUCCCUAUUCAAGUUCCAGCGGAAAAAUAAACCUCGCCCAUCCCUAUUCCCUCUACCUGUCAAGAUACCUCCUCCGCAGUUUCCUGAUACAGCUCCUGCAACCCCUCGUGCCUCCACUGGGGGAAUAAGCUCUGGCUCACCCAAUCGUUCUCCCGGCGAGGAAAGUCCUCCUCUCACUGCGAUACACCGAGCGUCCAAUGGAGACAACACCAUUCGACAGAACCAAUCAUCCCCAUCACGAACUGCCUUCGGCCGAAAUCCACUCUUCCGUAACGAUUCCACUCAUUCCGCUCGCUCCGCUCGUUCAUCCCCUGUUGCGCCUAUGAGACUUGGCAGAAGAGGUCGGUCAUCAACAGUCAAUUCUUUGGGCGGAAGGUCGGAUGACAUCCCUCCCCCGACCCCACCAUUCGUCAACAGUGGUCGUAACUCAACUUCUACCGCUGGUCGAAGCAGUCUCAGCACUCUUUUCGGUAUUGGACAUCGAAUACGACACAAUUCGGAACCACACUCGCCGAACCAUAGCGGUGGUACUCCAGGAAUAAAUUCCCAUACAAACUCGUUCAACAUAAGUCGGGAGGCCUUGGUGGUACCCAAAAGAGAAGAGGGCGAGCCACCGGGCAGGUACCUGGAAAGGCUACAAGAAUGCGUCGAUCGAAGUCUGAUUGCCAGUAUCAUGUCCAAAACCGACGACGCGUUUUCUCAUGCCGUCCUGCGAAGUUACAUGAGAAAGUUUCUUUUCUUUGGCGAACCGUUGGAUAUGUCGGUCAGAAAACUGUUACUGGAAGUGGAACUGCCAAAAGAAACCCAACAAAUCGACAGGGUACUACAGAGUUUUGCAGAUCGCUAUCACGAAUGCAACCCUGGAGUUUUCAAAGACCCAGAUCAGACAUAUUUUAUCACAUUCUCAAUCGUCAUAUUACACACGGACGUCUUCAACAAAAACAACAAACGAAAAAUGCAGAAGGCAGACUAUGUGAAGAAUGCUGCUCAAGAAGGAGUCGCUGAAGAAGUCCUGGCGUGCUUCUAUGAUAAUAUUCUCUACACCCCGUUUAUACACUUUGAAGAUGGCGUCGACUUCCGCGAGAGUACCAAGAAGUCGAAACGGGCUGCCGCGCUCCUCAAGACUCCCAUUAAUGACCCAGCCAGAAAAGCGAUCAAAGAACCGAUCGACCCGUACACGCUCAUCAUGGAUUCGAAGGUCGAAAUACUACGACCAGCGAUCAAAGAUGUCGUGCACCCAGUUGACCCUUACAAUUAUUCCGGAACAGCGCAGGAUCUUGACGUGAAGCGUCUUCAUUCAUCAUUUGCAAGAUAUGGUGUCAUCCAAAUUGUUUCUGCGAGAUCGCGACCGGAAGCUUUCAUGCAUGAGUCCACUAUCGAUAGGCCGGAAGAAGCCCAAGUGGGAGUCGUCGAGAUGCACGUCACGAAAGUUGGCAUCUUAUUACGAAAGGAUGUGAAGCGAAAGGCGACAAGGUCUCCCUGGCAUGAAUGGUCCGCUAUUCUGACAAGGUCAGGUCUCUCAUUCUUCAAGAAUGCAGCUUGGGCAAAGGAACUCAUGCACCAAUACGAAGCUCAUCAGAAGCAUGGGUCUGGUACCCCUGUCGUGUUCAAGCCCGCUGUCUCGGAUUUCAAGCCUGACCAUGUUAUACCCAUGGAUGGAUCCGUAGCUCUACAGGAUAUGAGCUACAAGAACCACAAGCAUGCUUUCGCGGUCUUUGCGAAGAGCGGGUUUGAAGAGAUGUUCCGAGCUGAAAGCGAGGCUGAAAUGAACGAUUGGCUUGGCAAGAUCAAUUACACAGCUACCUUUGAAACCUCCACAGUCAGGCCGCGCGGUCUCAUUGGCGGCAGCUACGAAGGUCAGAGGAGCCGGGGUAUACGUCGACUCGACUCCACUGCUUCGACACACACAGUACAAACAUCGACCGGAGAUGUUACAAUUCAAAGUGGCAAGAUAGAUUCUAAGCUCGCGACACAGAUCAUGACGGCGAGAAGGGAUACGAUGCAAAGGAAAAUUGCCGAGGCGGAAGAAGCUCUUCAAGUAUAUGUGCAACAGCUGAAUGCCCAAGAGCGGGAUGCACGACACCUCCUCUUACUAACACCAAUUCAGCCGAAGACGCGAGAGCAGAUAGUGCAUACGGCGGGUAGGAUGUCGGCCAAAAUGAAAUGGGUCAGGGUGGAGAUCUGGCGCUUGAAGUGUCAUCGAGACAUACUUCUCAUGGAUCUUGAAGAGGAAAGAAAGCAAGCCAAAGAGACGGAAGCCAGAAUUCAGGAAAUUGCCAGUACCACAUCGCCAAAAACGAAAACAUCAAGGAAGGGGGCGCUUGCAAAGCUCGGCUCGAAAGCUAGCUCUAAUGCCAGUAUGCAUAAGACCCCUCACUCACCCACAGCCUCUGCAAGACCCGGCACUAAGUCUUCGAGAGACGAUGAUCCUAUGUUGAGCGAUGAUGUAUUCAAGACGCCUCCUCUGCACUCACAGCAAUCAAGUCCCGGUGCUGCACCGGGUACUUGGGAGCUACCCCCUCUUUCCUUCAGUCCAAAGCUUGGCCCCCGGAUGGAACAUCGCGGCUCUAUCCCGAGCAGCGUGGGUCAGUCUUCAUUGCAAGAAAGUGUUCAUCGCCAUGGCUCUGUUUCAACUCUCGGCGAACAGCCACCUAAUGGUAGUACGCCUGAUAUUCCGUCGCGAUAUGCAACACCAGAUGAAGAGAAGCGUGAUCAAGCCACUACUGGCGCAGAGAACAGACCCGGAUCCGCAAGCGAGUCGGAACCGGAGCGGCCAAUGACCCAACCAGGGAGCCCCGAAUCACGUUCCAAAGUGCGCCGCAGUCUUCAGCGCACCUUACGCGAUUCUGGCAGUGGACAUCGUAGAUCCGGCAAAGGCAAGGAGUCUUCUUCCACAGUUGUCACGGAUGAUGGCGCGGUUAGCGAAAGUCUGUCGCGAGCCAAGGGCAGCUUCACUGUCCACGGAAAGAAGGCAUCUGUCAUCACCUUCGGAUCCGAGUGGCAAAGCAUGCCAGCAGAGGAUCGUCUAAAGAUUCGUAAACAAGCUCAAGAGGAAGAGCGAAGGCCCUCGACGGCAGUCUUCGAUCAGGACGAAUCCGAAGACUCGAGACCUCUACCUAAUGCGCGACUGAGGACCAAAUCAUCUACGGCCACGAAUAGGAGCGCAGCAAUCAAAAGAAGUCUGAGUCAGGAGAUAUCAAAUGGUGCCAAUGGCGGAGGAGAGGCAAGCGGGCAGAUCUCCCUCAGGCAACGAUCUGCCUCCCAAAUAAGCAAUCUCACGAUACCCGUGACGGUUCGGGAUGUGGGUACGGAGAGGCCGGGGGAAGCUUCACCGCCGGAUGAAAAAUACAGGAGUGGUAAGCAGUCAUCAGACGUUCGAGACUCUACGGAGCACAUCAGCGAUAUAGAGACUGCUGGACCUGUGGAGACUGUGAAAGCUCAGACUGUGAUGAUCUGAGAGGCAACUCUCGGAACAGACAUAUGCUGACGCAAAGUUAUGAUCUAGCACGCACGAAGCGACAUAGCCGAUCUCGUUUGUUUAAUAUCAUAUGUUUUCCAUGUCGAGCGCGACUCCGUCAAUACGCGUAGAGCGACGUUGUCAUUGUAAAAAGGGAUGGCUACAGUGAGCGAAGACAGAUAUUUGGAGUGGAUAUGAUGGCCUCCGAAAAAGCA